Messenger RNA from Manduca sexta (tobacco hornworm), 625 nucleotides. RefSeq names its product chorion class CA protein ERA.1-like. Bases 44 to 526 code for a protein of 160 amino acids. The transcript is spliced from 2 exons. The record is from RefSeq and is a predicted model, not a curated record. NCBI's taxonomy places the organism in Eukaryota, Metazoa, Arthropoda, Insecta, Lepidoptera, Sphingidae.
GAAAAAAGUGUUUAUUUCAUUCUGUGUAGAGAAAUUCAUAAAAAUGCUGACGGUCGGUGUUUUUUUCCUAUUGAUUCAAGCGUGUUACAUUCAGCACGCCUAUAGCCAAUGUUUCGACAUUGCCGCUCCAGUGCUUGGCAUUGCAUCACCAGCGCUCACUAUCGCAGCCCCUACUUUGGGAUUAGCAGGACCUGCCAUCGGGCCCUAUGGUUGCGACAGUUGGGGUUACGGGCCAAGCUGGGCUGGCUUCGGUGGGUACGGCUAUGGAUAUCCCGGUUACGGCGGUUGGUUUGGCCCAGGCUGGGGUGGAUGGGCUGGUCCCGCUAUGGGAGGCUACGGAGGUGCCGGUGCUGGUAAUUUAGCUAUGGCUGGUGAUCUUCCGGUCGCUGGGAGCACAGCGCUUGGUGGUCAAGUUCCAAUUAUAGGUGCUGUGCAGUUUGGUGGAACCGCACCUGCUGCUGGUCGAGUUACUAUCACCGCAACCUGUGGGUGUGGAUGUGGAUGCGGUGGUUCCUUCUUGUAUUAAAUUUAAUUAAUUUAGAUAAUAAAAUAUUUUGAAUCUAUUAUUUUUUUUUGUUUUAUUAAAGGAAGAGAUAAAAAUUUUCAAUGUAACGUGUAUAUAUUU